UAAGCCUUGAUAAUUCUCUAGUAUCUCGUUAGAGAUCUCUGUCGACGUUCAUUCAUUCAUCGAAAAACUCCUCCAACACCCCCUCGAGAGUCGAUCGAGACGCCAUGAUUUCUGAGGGAAACCAGUCGAAGCACGUCUGCGUGAUCGGCGCAGGUCCUUCGGGUCUGGUUUCAGCUCGGGAGCUCAGGAAAGAAGGGCACACUGUGGUGGUGUUGGAACAGAACCAUGACGUCGGAGGGCAAUGGCUUUAUGACCCCAGAGUUCAAAGAGAGGAUCCCCUGGGAAAGGGUCCUACCCUACAAGUUCACAGCAGUGUAUACGCCUCCCUUAGGAUGAUCUCCCCUCGAGAGAUCAUGGGCUUCACUGAUUUCCCAUUUUUGGUCAAGAAAGGUCGUCGGGAUGCCAGGAGGUUCCCCGGCCACAGGGAGCUCUUCUUGUAUCUCAAAGACUUCUGUGACUGGUUUGGACUGAGAGAGAUUAUAAAGUUCAACACCAGAGUUGAGUACGUGGGUAUGUUGGAUUCCGCCGGAAUUGGCAGCAGUGACGCCAAGUGGGUUGUUAGAAGCAAAGACAACGACUCCGGCGAGGUGGUGGAAGAGGUUUUUGAUGCAGUGGUGGUGGCCACUGGUCAUUAUUCUCAGCCUAGGUUGCCUUCCAUUAGAGGGAUGGAUGCAUGGAGAAGGAAGCAAAUGCAUAGUCACGUUUACAGGGUUCCCGAGGCAUUCCGUAAUGAGGUUGUGGUGGUUGUAGGGAGCUCAUUCAGCGGACAAGAUAUAUCAAUGGAGCUUGUGGAUGUGGCAAAAGAGAUUUUUCUCAGCUCUAAAUCCCUUGAAAUUUCAGAGGGCUUUGCUAAAGUAAUUUCCAAACAUGAUAAUCUGCAACUUCGUCCUCAGAUAGAUUCCCUGCGUGAGGAUGGACGGGUUUUAUUCGUGGAUGGCUCUUGGGUAAUUGCAGACUCCAUCAUUUAUUGCACAGGGUAUUCAUACUCAUUUCCAUUUCUUGACACCAAAGGAAUAGUGGUGGUGGAUGAUAACAGAGUGGGACCAUUGUAUGACCAUACAUUCCCACCAUCACUUGCCCCCUCUCUUUCUUUUGUGGGCAUUCCUAGAAAGAUCAUAGGGUUCCUUUUCUUUGAAUCACAAGCAAAAUGGAUUGCUCAACUCCUGUCUGGGAAAAGAAGAUUGCCAUCAUGGGAUGACAUGAUGCUGUCCAUUAAGGAGUUUUAUCAUUCAAGGGAUGUUGCAGGCAUACCCAAGCGCAAUACACACGACAUUGCAGAUUUUGAGUAUUGUGACAAGUAUGGAGAUCACUGUGACUUCCCACAUUUAGAAGAUUGGAGGAAAGAGCUAUGCAUAUCAGCUAUAAGAAAUUCUCUAAUCGAUUUGGAAACGUAUCGUGAUUCAUGGGACGAUGAUGAAAUGCUUCAAGUCGCCCAUCAGAGUCCUCAUUUUACCCAAUUUGGACCCCCCGAUGCUCUUAACCUAUAAACUUCAUUUAUUAUUCUAUUGGUAAUUGAUUGAUUUACAUUGUUAAGUUAAUUUGUUAUUGUUGCUUAAAAUUGAUUCAUCAGUCCUGAGGACUGAUGCCAUUUUGGCCAUCUUAUAGUUCUGUAAUUCAGCUCAUUAAGGAUUUCCCAACAAUAUAAUCAAAUACCACAUACAGUUAUAUGCUGUGCUUUAAUUAGUUGUAGUUAUAAACAAG
Molecule: messenger RNA, 1701 nt
Organism: Nelumbo nucifera (sacred lotus)
Lineage: Eukaryota; Viridiplantae; Streptophyta; Magnoliopsida; Proteales; Nelumbonaceae
Product: Flavin-binding monooxygenase family protein
Molecular function (GO): N,N-dimethylaniline monooxygenase activity; flavin adenine dinucleotide binding; NADP binding
Source: RefSeq, a predicted model, not a curated record